Messenger RNA from Hirsutella rhossiliensis, 1845 nucleotides. Its product is annotated as fungal specific transcription factor domain-containing protein. The coding region runs from base 1 to 1845 and encodes 614 amino acids. Gene Ontology annotation, molecular function: zinc ion binding; DNA-binding transcription factor activity, RNA polymerase II-specific. The transcript has 2 exons. Gene Ontology annotation, biological process: regulation of DNA-templated transcription. Lineage: Eukaryota; Fungi; Ascomycota; Sordariomycetes; Hypocreales; Ophiocordycipitaceae. The record is from RefSeq and is a predicted model, not a curated record.
AUGGUCUACUGUGGCAAGCCCUCCAAGGGCUGCUCCAGCUGCCGCGAGCGCAAGAUUCGUUGCGACCAGCGGCUGCCAUCCUGCGGGCAGUGCGACAAGCGCCAGCAAGACUGCCCCGGCUAUCGCAACCUGGUGGACCUCAUGUUCCGCGACGAGAGCAACCAUGUCAUCGAGAGAGCAACCUCCGCCCGCAAGCGGCCCGCCAAGCAGAGGCAUGGCGCUGGGCCUGGCCCGUCGACGGCCCCUCCGUCUCCCGCCCGAUCCUCGUCGGCCACCACCCUGAUCCACCAUCCAAGGCCUUUUCUCGACACCUUGGACGCCUGCUCCGACACUCCUCGCCAGCAAGACUUCCUCGACAGUGACGACAUCCCCUACGCCCUCGUCCCCUCCCUCCGAGAGCGCGGCGUCGCCUUCUUCUUCGCCCGCCAUGUCGCCACCGACCACGGCUGCUACCAAAACUACGACUUCAUCUACGACGUCUGGAAGCCUCCGCCGAUCCUCGACAAGGUUGACUCCACAGACCCCAUCCUCGCCAGCAUGACCGCUGUCGGCCUCACCGGCCUCUCCAAGCUCACCCGCUGCCCCGAGACCAUGCUAUGCGCCCGCCAGAGCUACGGCCGCGCACUCCACCUCGCCAACUGCGCCCUGCGCGACCCGGUCGAGGCCGUCAAGGACAGCACCAUGCUCGCCGUCCUCAUCCUCGGCACCUACGAGUUCGUCUCGGGCCGCACGCCUCAGACCAUUCGCGCCUGGCAGGUCCACGUCAACGGCGCCGCCGAGCUCGCCAGCAUGAGGGGUGCUGCCCAGUUCCGCACCAAGGCCGGCGCCCGCAUGUUCAUCAUGCUCUGCCACACCGUCCUCAUCAGCUGCAUCCGGAGCGGCCUGCCCAUGCCCCAGUCCAUGGUCGACCUUCGCAACCAGCUGUGGUACCUGACCGACACGGGCGGACCCAUAUGGCGCGUCGUCGACACCUUGUACAAUGCGCUCCAGGUCCGCCACGACAUUGCCUCUGGAAAGGUGGUCGGUCUUGACGCCAUUGUCGAAAAGCUGUCCCAAGUCGAGCUUCAGUUUGCCAACCUCGUCGAGAGCCUCCCCAGCGCCUGGAAAUAUCGCCAAGCCAAGCUCGCGAGGCCGCACCCGGCAGUCCUCGGCGACUCGUGUCAUAUCUACCUUGGACUCACGCAGGCCACGACCUGGAACGGCAUGCGCACAAUGAGGAUGCUGGUCCAGGAGACCAUCCUCGACGUCUUGUACCACAGCGUUGACGAUGCCACCAAGUUGCCACUGCAUCUCCAGUUGCAGAUGGUCAAGGCCAUGAAGCUGAUACAGAUGCUGGGCGAGGCCUUUGUGGCCAGCGUCCCCCAGCACUUUGGCAUCGUCAGCUCCAAGGACGUCAAGCGCGACGAAAAGGGACACGGCACCGUGACCCCGCUGCCGACUGGUAAGCUGCCCUACAGGAUCCUGUCGACGCCCUCGGCGCCCAAGCCGCUCCCCCAAGGCCCCUCGGCCACGGACAUGUCCGCUACCGCACGGAGUCCCACGCUUCUCGACCCGACCCAAUCCUGCGGCCACGAAAAGGGUCACGAGCGCUUCCUGACCCUUGCGACCGCCAGCCACACCAUCAUCUGGCCGCUUUACACGCUCGGCAUGUCGUCAUCAUGCACUCCCGACGUCAUGGCCUACGUGCUCGACCGGCUGGAUGCCAUGUACAAGGAGACGGGCUUCGAGCAGGCCCGCGUCGUCUCCAACAUUGUCAAGGGAAAGGUGCACUCCCUGUCAUGGGACAACAUUCCCACCGCGAGCUUGCCGGGGCUGCCGGAAGGUGCCCUGCCCUUCAUGGUCUAG